CCUCGUUCUAUCGAUGAGCUCUGGGCCCGAUUUUCUGAGUCGGGCUCAAAGCGCAUGCGCGCCCUCUCAUCUCCCUUUCUGCCUGAUCUGUCCGCCAUGGCUCCGCUUAAGAAGCCAAUAGUAAAGGGUGGCAAAAAGAAGAAGCAGGUCCUGAAGUUCACGCUGGACUGCACCCACCCUGUUGAGGAUGGCAUCAUGGACGCUGCGAACUUCGAGCAGUUCCUGCAAGAGCGCAUCAAGGUGAAUGGUAAAGCUGGGAAUUUGGGUGGUGGUGUGGUGUCCAUUGAGAGGAGCAAGAGCAAAAUCACAGUGACAUCAGAGGUCCCGUUCUCCAAGAGGUACCUGAAAUAUCUCACCAAAAAGUACCUGAAGAAGAACAACCUGCGUGACUGGCUGCGUGUGGUGGCUAACACCAAGGAGAGCUACGAACUGCGCUACUUCCAGAUCAACCAGGAUGAAGAGGAGGAAGAGGACGAUUAAACACACGCUGCCACUCUUUUGGAAAUUCAAUAAAAUUUUCAAAAGA
Molecule: messenger RNA, 526 nt
Organism: Colossoma macropomum (tambaqui)
Lineage: Eukaryota; Metazoa; Chordata; Actinopteri; Characiformes; Serrasalmidae
Gene: rpl22
Product: ribosomal protein L22
Exons: 4
Coding region: 55-480 (141 amino acids)
Biological process (GO): cytoplasmic translation
Cellular component (GO): ribosome
Molecular function (GO): RNA binding; structural constituent of ribosome
Source: RefSeq, a predicted model, not a curated record